Molecule: messenger RNA, 1163 nt
Organism: Trichosurus vulpecula (common brushtail)
Lineage: Eukaryota; Metazoa; Chordata; Mammalia; Diprotodontia; Phalangeridae
Gene: IL11
Product: interleukin 11
Exons: 5
Coding region: 1-621 (206 amino acids)
Biological process (GO): positive regulation of cell population proliferation; positive regulation of MAPK cascade
Cellular component (GO): cytoplasm
Molecular function (GO): cytokine activity; growth factor activity
Source: RefSeq, a predicted model, not a curated record
AUGGACAGUUUGUGCCGCGUAGUCCUGGCCGUGCUAAGCCUGUGGCCCAGCCGAGCUGGGGCCUCAGCACCCCCACUGCCACCUGGGUCUCCCCGGGGCGCCCCUGUCCCCGGCCCAGGGGAAUCCCGAGCUGAGCUGGACAGCGCCGUGCUCCUCACCCGGGGGCUGCUGCGAGACACCCGGCAGCUAGCGGCUCAGCUGAAAGCCAAAUUCCCAGCAGAGGGAGACCACAGCUUGGAUUCCUUGCCGACUCCUGGGAUGAGCUUUGGGGCAAUGGGGGCCCUGCAGCUCCCCAGUGUGCUGACCCGCUUGCGGACUGACCUUCUCUGCUACCUCUGGCAUGUACACUGGCUCCGACGAGCAGGGGGCCCAGCCCUUCGGAGCCUGGAUCCGGAGCUGGGGGCUUUGCAAGUUCGACUGGACCGUCUGCUCAAGAGGCUGCAAGUCUUGAUGGCUCGUUUUGCUCUGCCUAAGCCUCCACCGGAGGCCCCAGCACCACCUCUGGCCCCACCAGGGUCAGCCUGGGGGGGAAUCCAGGCAGCCCACGCUGUGCUGGGGGGGCUCCACCUCACCCUGGACUGGGCUGUCAGGGGCUUGCUGCUGCUGAAGGCUCGGCUCUGACCUCCCCCAAGGGGAGAGGAGAAGUUUGGGCCUUGAUGUGGGGGUCUGGGCCUCCCUUAAUACCCUCCUUUAUUUAUUUAUUUAUUGGGGGCUCAGAGAGUGGGGUCCCAAGGGAGCCUGAGGCUCUCCAGAGCUGGGCCCAUAUGCUCUGGGCCCCCUCAGAGUAGUCCCCCCCUUCCCUUUCCACCCCUUCCACACCCCAACUUUACAGGACCUUGGACAGCAAUGCCUUCUCUUUAUAACUAUUUAUUGGGAGGAUGCUGGGGUCCCUGAGACGGGAGGAGGCAGGCCCCCCCUGUGGGCCCCUGCGAGGGGAGAGGCUCCGACGUCUUGAUGGCUGAGAGGGGUCAGCCUCCCCUCUCUGGUCUCCUGUUCCUUGCCCACCUCUAAGUUAUUUAAAUUAUCACUUUUCUUUGGGCCCUCCAACCAGCCCCAGCCCUAACUUUGGCACCUAUUUAUUGUACGUAUUUCUUCUUGUGUUUUGUACAAAAGAAAUGCAAGAGAUAAAGUUGGAUCAAUAAAAAUUGGCAUCUUCUCUCUAG